This is a messenger RNA of Erythranthe guttata (spotted monkey flower), 1415 nucleotides long. RefSeq names its product rac-like GTP-binding protein ARAC1. The record is from RefSeq and is a predicted model, not a curated record. Lineage: Eukaryota; Viridiplantae; Streptophyta; Magnoliopsida; Lamiales; Phrymaceae. Gene Ontology annotation, biological process: small GTPase-mediated signal transduction. Gene Ontology annotation, molecular function: GTPase activity; GTP binding.
UUGAAGGGCCAGAGAAAAUUGUUGAAGAAAAGAGGAACGGUUCCAUGGCAGCAUUUCCCGGCUAAAUAAGAGGCAUUAUUACCCACUCAUUUAUUCCUCUCUCUCUCACACACACACCCACUUCUUCGCUACUACCCACGCACGACAAAUUUCUCCUCUUCGAUUCACCAUUUGUUUCUUCCUGUGUUUGUUUCUCUCUCUAGAUCUCGAUCCCCCAUUUUCUCCCCUCCCCCUUACAUACAUAUGCCUUCCUUUAACGAUUAGGGUUUGAUUUUUCCGCUGAUUCUCUCCGUAUGCCUGCCGGAGUUGAAACGGGGUUGAAAAACGCUGUUGAUAUUUAUUUUUGAUUCCUGAUUUUUUGCAAGGUGUGAAUACGUACGUGUGAAUUGUCAAUUGCGGAUUUGUAUCAGGUCUUCAAGGGAAGAUCUGAGUAACAGAGGUAGAGAGAGAAAGAGAAGACGUUAGAGAGAGAGAGAGUGGAGGUUACAGGCGGCGAUUUUUGCGAGGAAAAAAAAAACAAUUAAAAAAAAAAAGGAGAGAUAAAUUUCCAAUUUGUGAAGAAUGAGCGCGUCGAGAUUCAUAAAGUGCGUUACAGUAGGCGAUGGCGCUGUGGGCAAAACCUGCCUAUUGAUUUCCUAUACCAGUAAUACCUUUCCCACGGAUUAUGUGCCUACUGUAUUUGAUAAUUUCAGUGCGAAUGUGGUCGUAAAUGGAGCCACUGUUAACCUUGGCCUGUGGGAUACUGCUGGACAGGAGGACUACAACAGAUUAAGACCACUGAGUUAUCGUGGGGCCGAUGUUUUCAUUUUGGCAUUUUCUCUCAUUAGCAAAGCCAGCUAUGAAAAUGUUUCCAAGAAAUGGAUUCCCGAGCUGAAGCAUUAUGCACCUGGUGUUCCAAUAGUCCUUGUUGGCACAAAACUCGAUCUGCGGGAUGACAAGCAGUUCUUCGUUGACCAUCCGGGUGCUGUACCAAUCACUACAGCACAGGGUGAGGAGCUGAAAAAGUUGAUUGGAUCUCCAGCUUACAUUGAAUGUAGUUCAAAAACACAAGAGAAUGUGAAAGGAGUGUUUGAUGCUGCCAUUAAAGUUGUGCUCCAACCACCAAAGGAAAAGAAAAAAAAGGGCAAGGGACAAAAAGCUUGCUCUAUAUUGUGAUCAACCAGCCCUCCCCUCCGUCGCUCUGUAGAUGUAAUGAUUUAUAUAAAUAUAUAUAUGUAUCGUCCGUCCACUUUUUUAAUGCGUCCCCGAGUGUUAAAAAUCAACACUUGAGGCCACUUUUUUUUGUGCUUAACGUUGUUUUGAAUUGUUUUUUUUUUCUUUUCUUUUUAAUUAUUUUUUUGUUCAUUUAAUCAGACAGAUUAAGAGAUUUUUAUGAUGUUGGUUAAUGCUGAGGGUUAUCUUAUUUUCUUCUAUUC